CACCAUCGGACCAUUUCCCUUCGCCUCUUCUGCUCGCUGUUUUCGUCGCCAUCGUCCAUACCGAAACUCUUGAUCGACCUGCCUUCUCCCUUCCUCCUACCGUUGACCUCUCCUCUCCAACGUUGUGGUCCAGACAGCACACGCCACCUCCCGCUCGUGCGGACGUGCAUCCGCAAAAUAGUCGAAAAGCGCGUUCCUACGUAACCAAACCCGCUUCCGCCAUCGAAGUCGUACUAUUUCCCUCUUACUCGCUAAACCCCACAAAGUCUUUCACCCAGCCAUCCGCCCUCCAGGUGCUAUAACAGAUGCUGUCCGCUCAGUCCAGCGCCAAAGCGUCCUCCGCGACGACGACGACGACAACCCAUCCCCAACACCAACACCUCAAAAUCCAGACAGAAUCCAAACACGAUAUCGCAUACCUCCGUGCCCUGCUUGCCCAGCAUGCGCUAACCGCUGUUGACUCGCACUCAAACCCGCAACCGAAAUCGAAACCGCAGAGUGGAUCCAACGCUGGUGCCACGCCCGCGCCGAAUCGCCCCCAAAGGACAAGUCAUACUACGGCCGCACCGCUCACACCCGCCCAAAUAGCAACCCUCGAAACACAUAUAACCCACUGGCUCAACACAACAUUUGCCCUUGCAUCACACUCGAUUCUCAUCAAUGGGAUCUCCUACGCCGACGCGCACGCGCCGCUUGUGCCGGAGUACGAGGCUGUCGAUGAAAGGUUGAAAGCAAAGUGUGAGGCGGCGGAAGCGCGGGUGAGGGAUGUGACGGCACGGGUUGCGAGGUUGAGGAGGGAGGUGCCGGGGCGGGUUGGAAGGAUUGUGGAGGGGUUCUUUGCGGGUGGUGAUGGGUUUUCGGAGGAGGUGGUGGAGGGUGAUGAGGGUGUGCAAGACAAAAUGGAUGUGGACAUGGCGGAGGACGAAAUAGAAGCACACCCACUCCACCAAACCCAACUCCUGCCCCAUUUCAAGACUAUGCUGCCCCGCACUCUCACCAUGCACCCGCAGCUCGCUCGUGACUUACCGGCGCUCACCGCCAAAUUGGCCCGUGCGCAAACUGUGUUGAACGAUCUCGCUGCGGCUUCCAAUGCUAUCAACAACAGCAAUACGAGCGGCAGCAAUGGCAAUAGCAACUCCAAUACCCCGCAUUCAUCGCCGCCGCCUACCCGCCCUGCAUCUAGGGUUCCUGAUGACACGACGAAAACGAACACGCUGACGCCACGUACGGCGCGUACGGGAUUGUUGGAGGUGUUGAAGUGAAGGAAAUUACAAUGUCUGGUGAUGGGAUGAGGAUUGGGUGUAGAGAGGAGAGGUUGGCGGUUGGUUAUGGGAGAGAGCGAAGACGCGGAGAUGGAAGAGAUGUUGGUCCAUGAUUGGGCCAGUGGACGCUUCAGGGGCUUUUCUUUAAUACCCAGUUUUGUAAUGUGCGGGGGGCGUCGUGGGUAUGUCAUGUGUUCAAUAGAAAAGUAUCUGGCCGAAAUCGCCGCUUUGCGUUCCUUUUGAUUCAUUCCUUUUGCUCCC
Molecule: messenger RNA, 1523 nt
Organism: Fimicolochytrium jonesii
Lineage: Eukaryota; Fungi; Chytridiomycota; Chytridiomycetes; Spizellomycetales; Powellomycetaceae
Exons: 1
Coding region: 306-1262 (318 amino acids)
Biological process (GO): mitotic sister chromatid segregation
Cellular component (GO): kinetochore
Source: RefSeq, a predicted model, not a curated record